This is a messenger RNA of Phytophthora nicotianae INRA-310, 1961 nucleotides long. RefSeq lists its product as hypothetical. The record is from RefSeq and is a predicted model, not a curated record. The transcript is spliced from 2 exons. The coding region runs from base 32 to 1903 and encodes 623 amino acids. Gene Ontology annotation, molecular function: ATP binding. Lineage: Eukaryota; Oomycota; Peronosporomycetes; Peronosporales; Peronosporaceae. Gene Ontology annotation, biological process: chaperone-mediated protein complex assembly.
CCAAAAGAUACGCGAUUGGCGAAACGACGCAAUGAUGACCUUCGCUGCCGAGCUGGAGCGCGUGACUGAGGAGUUGGCAGCGCUCUGUCGACGGAGCUUCGGACCUUGUGGAGAGGAGGCGCUGCUAUUCCGUCCUCCAGAUGCGCCGAUAGUUACGGGCGAAGGUCACGCAAUACUGGCGGCGUGGAAGCGAGGGUUGGAUUCAGAUGAUCCACUCGCUGUAUUCCUACUCACUGCGGCCAAUGGCGUACAUCAGCAACUAGGAGACGCAUCUAGUGAAUUUAUUCUGCUAGUAGACGCAGCGGUGGGGCGUGUGACUGGGCGGUUGAGGAGAGAGAAGAAUGCUUGGAGUGUAGUGGACCGCGCUCGAUUAUCACGAGCUUAUGGUGAGCUGAAAUGGGAGCUGCAACGCGAGAUGGAGACGCCAAGUUCCACUCUGUGUGACUUGAAACUAGCCGUGCCAAUUGAGUUGGAUGCUAAGACAAUGCAGCCGUCACAAAAGUUUCGAGACGCGAGCGCUAACAUUUUGGCUUCUGCACUACGUGGGGUGCUUGGCGAACAAUCAGUGGAGUUCGUGGUCGACUUAGUGCUCAAAUGGUUUUUCAGUGCAUCGCUAGGUAGAAAGCUUGAUGCUGCGGAGAAUACUGGCAGACUGUUAUUCCGCCGUGUGCAGCAGUUUUUGAAGUGCGCUCCAGACGCGAUUAUUUUCAUGGCGGCGCCAUCAGUAUAUUCUUCAUACGUUGUUCCAAGCGACGAGUUUAUUCUGAAGAAGUCAGUGGUAGCAUCACAGCCUCCUGGAAUACUCGGUAGAUGUCAAGGAACCGUUCGGUUUGCGUGUUUUACGUGCUCACUGUCGUUAUCAACUGGAUCAAACAACGUCGAGUUCGCAACUUCUACAGAUGAGGAAUUGUUCACAGCACACGACGCAGCGCAAUUGUUUAUCUCCAAGUUUGUGCGUCGUCUACACGAUGCUUUUCACAUUCAGCUAAUCGUCAGUGUGGAAGCUCUUGAUGACAGCGUAAUUGCGACCUGCACCCGUCAGGACAUCGCGUGUGUGCAACUUGCAGAGCCAGAAGAUGUUGAGGCGCUUUGCAUUCGCGCUGGGAUAUUCCCACUGGCCAGUGUCUUUGAUGACAUCGAAGAGACUGGCUAUAUUGGAGUGUGCAUGAAUGGAGUGACCCGAGUGAGGUUCCAGCAACAGGCGUGUAUACGACUGUGUGGACUCUCAAGAUCAAGUAACCAACUCAAGGGAAAGCUAAACAGCGAACAUCGUUUGGAGGAAAUUGUAACCCCUCAGCUUUUGAUCCACGCGCCGACGAAAGGAGUCCACAAGCAAUACUACUCGGCAAUCGUCAAAAGUCUACGAGUACUCAGAAGCUGGUGGGAACCAGUUGAUAACUCUGUCUCAGUACUUUAUAGUUGCAGAGGCGGGGGAGCGACAGAGCUAGCCAUUGCACAGUGGCUACGAGAAGAAAGCGAGACAAUUUCGAGUGAUCCAGUUAUGUUCUCUUUGGCGAGAGAGAUUUUCGCCCACGCUCUCGUUGAAAUUGUUAGCGUUCUGCGAAACAACUUGACUGAGACUAGCUCAAGCGGCAAUGAUGAACGAUCAGUUGGUAACCAGCGACAGGUUCUUCUCGACGCGUUGAGUAAUAUGAAACUCACGGAUCAACAGAAGCACGCCAAAGAGUAUACCGGAUAUAUACUCGACUACUCUCAGGUUAUCGAGACCCCCGCAGGGCCAAUCCAGAUCCCCGAGCUCGUAUUCGAUGAUCCUACAGCAUUUGGACUUGUUCAUCCGUGGAGACGUAUCGACACGCUGUUGUUUCUCGUUCUACAAACGCUAGAGCAACUCCUUCGGAUCGACAAAGUCUUUCCGAAGACACCUGCAGAUAAAACGAAAUAGACCAUCAUUUCUACAGAAAAAAACUUGAUAAAGACCAGCAAUAUUAGCAGGGCACAGG